Scleropages formosus (Asian bonytongue) is the source of this 3019-nucleotide messenger RNA. It is a transcript of the gene tctn2, whose product is annotated as tectonic family member 2. The record is from RefSeq and is a predicted model, not a curated record. Gene Ontology annotation, biological process: protein localization to ciliary transition zone; cilium assembly; smoothened signaling pathway. The transcript has 18 exons. Gene Ontology annotation, cellular component: MKS complex. Bases 56 to 2224 code for a protein of 722 amino acids. NCBI's taxonomy places the organism in Eukaryota, Metazoa, Chordata, Actinopteri, Osteoglossiformes, Osteoglossidae.
GGCGGCCAUCACGGCGAGACGACACAGCUAAACCUCCUUCCACUUGUAACUGACCAUGGCCGCUAUUCCACAUCCGUGUCCAUACAUAUUGCUGCUUGCUUUUCUUAAAGAUGCAUAUGGAAAAAUCGUUUUUCAGCCAGCCUUCAUCAUCACCACUGGGCCAAAAGUGACUACUUUCCUGGUGGGGAAUGCUUCUGGGACCUCUUUCAUCUUGAGCACCGUCCAGCCAUCAAACAUAACUGGUGCCCUUCCUCUCCCUUCCUGCACCAAAGAAGACCCUGGACAGUGGCUCCUCCGCAGUGAGACAUUAGAAAAGAACUCACUGAAAGUGGAGCUCAGUCUGAACCGCAGCCUGCAGCUCUGCGGCAAUGAGACGGACUGCUGCCCACAGCCGCUUUGUGUGCUGGAGACGCUGCGAGUGCUGGCCUGCCAGGGCACCUCGCCGCACGCCACGCUCCUGGUGCAGGCCCACAUUUACGCUGUGCUCGUCCCCACAGGGCCCAUGUCUGAAAACAAGACUGUGAUUCCAAACCAAGCCUACCAGCCCCUGGGGCCCUGUCCCUGCGAUCUCACCUGGAACACCUGUGAUGUGCGGUGCUGCUGUGACCAGGAUUGCUCUCCUGAUGUCCUGCAGCUGUUCAAAUCUAAAUGCUUCCCCGGGGUCUUUGGUGGCAAUGUCAUGCCCCCUCCCGACUACCAGUGCUCAGUUCAGUCGUCCACAAACAACCCGGAUUGGUUUCCCUUCCUCUGCGUCACAUCGCCCUGUGACAACAGCCCCUACCUGGGCCUCUUCUUUCAAGGAUACACAGUGACACCCAGACGCAGCCCUUCCUUCCAAGCCCCCAGUGUCACUGCACCACUCGUAGUUGCUGUGUACUGCCAGGGGGAUCCCAUCUUCAGAGAUGACGGCCAGUAUUUUACCAUCCCUCAGAGGUCCAUGGUGGGUCAGUGUGUAGACAAUGCCCCAGUGGCGUUCCUGCAAAACUUCCGCUUUUGGUGUCCAAGCCGACUUGUGUCCUGUCCAACCGGGCCACCUCUGCAAACGACAGCCUCCGAGCUGAGGGUCAGAGUGAGAGAUGGCUUUGGAGGCACUGUCACGGUCAGUGUUGAGGAAGAUGAGGCCAGGGAUCUCAGCCUUUUUGUGUCCAGUCCUAGUCCUUCUCUUGUCCCUGGGCAAACACAGGCAUCUGCUAUAGAUCCAACACGCAACCAGUUGGAUAUUCCGAUGUGUCACAACAUGACUUUGGCCAUGGACUACACAUUCACCUGGAGAGCCAACGGCCUCGUUCAUGUUACCCUCAUACGUACUGUUGGCAGUGUGCCACUGGAUCCUGGAGCCUCGGUGACAGCCAGGUACUCGGCAGUGUUUGUGAACUGGAAUGGCUCUGCUGAGCCCAAUUCAGGAAACCCAGGUUAUAUCAUUGGCAAACCUGUCAUUGGGGGAUCCCUGGACAAGGACACGGGAAGUAUCCAGAGGUCACCCAUAAGCCUCUGGCAGCCAGUGGGAGAAGGUCUGUGUGCCUCAGCUGGUAAAAAACCGGUUAUGUUUGACGAAAAUGCAACAGCAGGAUGCCUUCUCCGCUUGGGUGCGCAAGACCUAGAACAGUGCAGCCAGCUCAGAGAUACUGUGCGUGUUGGUCUGGCUGCUUUGGUCACAGCAACGUUUGUGGCCAGGAAAGGAAACCCUAGUGCUGCCGACCUCGCCGACUGGGUGAACAUCACCUUCAUCCCCCUGAAUGGCAGCACUUCGUCGGUGAGUCCCCCUGGUGUCUGUGAGCACAUCCCGUCUCACUUGAACAUCCACAUCUAUAGCACAGAGGCAUGGUCAUGUGGAAGUCUGCAAAGGCUGAUCCUUGCCAUGGAGGUCAGUUACACCCUAUCUACCUGGAGGGUGAAGUGUGGGGGUGGAGACCCCCGUCCCUGCUCCGAAGCCUCAGUUACCCAUUCCUUCCCUGUCACUUCAGCUGUCACGUUCAUCAACAUUCCUGCUCAAAUCCCACCACCCAAAACCAGGUUCCAGAUCAAUUUCACAGAGUUUGACUGUGACAGGAAUGAUGUGUGCUGGCCCCAGCUUGCAUACCCUUUGACUAGAUACUACACAGGUGAAGCCUACUGCCUGUCCCUUGCAAAAGGUCUGACCCUGAUCAUCAUCUUCAUUUCUGCCUCUCUGCUGGGGAACCCAUGGAAGCAGAUCUGUCAGGUGUGGAGAAGCACCUGGGUUUGACAGUUAAGGACACCUAUGCAGACGAUACCAAACCCUUCAGCUUACCAGUGGAGUGACUGGUCCCAAAGAUGUCUUCUGUUGCUCUUCUGUCACCAUCUGUUUUGCUUUAGAUAACAUGAGAUGAGAAAAUGGCCUCCUUGCUCAUGUUCACACCUUUGGGACAGAGCUGGUGUUGGCUGUUCAGCUAUAUUACUUGUAUUAAAUUAUAAGUUAUGGUGUUGGUACAUAAAACCACAGUGAACACAAAGUACUGUUCACAAAAAAACAUUUUCUUCUCACAGGCCUUUUGCUGCCGUCAUGUGGACUUCACCACAACACAUCUGUGCUUAGAUACAUGUUAUUGGCUUAUUAAAAGUUAACUGCAUAUUUUCUGAAAUUCUCAGUGUCAAAAUUGUUAGGAAUGCAAUGAGUUUUCAAGCACAUGCAUUGCAUUUUCUGCUAUUUGUGGCAUAUAUGUUAGAUUUUGUGGGUCGGAUUUUUUUUUAUUUUGCUUCCCAUUUUCUAAUGUAAUACAUCUUGUUAAAGAAAGACGGGUACUGACCAUGGCUCUGGAGCACUAUUAGUUUAAGGAACAGGUAUUAUCACUAUCCAGUAAUUUUAAAAUUUUCCUUGUAUAUUUUGGUUAUCUGCUGUGCAUUACUGUACUUUUUCUUGCAGUGCAUGGUUUAAAAGACACGUUUCUCUUCCCACGAAAAGCUUGGUAAUUUUUUCAUGGCAUCUGAUGUGAUUUUUGUAACUAAGAGAAUUUGUACAAAUUGGUUAGUGUUUCUACCGCAUUUUGCAGCUUUUAAGUCA